AUGUUCAGGGAGUCGUUCUGGAGCCCCGCGCCGCCGCGCGACUCUCUUCCCAAGCCGUUCACGUUCAAGAAGCCCGAGGGCAACGGCGCCGCCGCCAACAUCUCCCUCGUUCUAGUCGCGAUUCUUGCGACCGUAGGCAUAGCCAUUGCGCUGGCCAUGGUGUCCAUGCCAUUCCUCGCUCUCAUCGAAUCGUACUUCACAGGAGAGCCCGCCAGCCUCCCCACGCUCUUCCCCCACCCGUACUCCCCGUUCGCCUACAUGAGGAGGGGCGGAGAGGAGUCCAUGAUGGUGACUGGCCGCUUUGACUCGGGCCUCAAUUGGUCCUGUCCAAACUGCUGGGGCAUGCCAUUCAAGCUUCCACACAACACCAAUUAA
This is a messenger RNA of Closterium sp. Yama58-4, 375 nucleotides long. Lineage: Eukaryota; Viridiplantae; Streptophyta; Zygnematophyceae; Desmidiales; Closteriaceae. The record is from the annotation of a GenBank genome assembly.